CUCACUCCCCGUCGGCUCUUAAACCCUGCCCCCCGGUCGCUUCCACGGGUAGGGGAUAGGCUCCGAAACACCCGCGCCCGCAUCUCGUCCUCCCGCAUGGCGGCGCCGUCCGCCUCCUGCUCCAUGGCCUCCCUCUCCCGGGCCCUCCGCCCGCGGCCCCUCCCCGCCGCCUGCCCGGCUCCUCGGCUAGGGUGCGGGUUGGGAAUCGCGUGCUCGCUGCCAAGUCAUGGGGGAAGGAACGAGAAGCGCGGGUUGGGAUUGCCCGUCGCGUCUGCACUAUCUGCUACUGCCGCUCCGGUUCUGAGGUCGAAGAUGAUAAGUGACUUUGUAAGGACCUCAAACAGCUGUCAUACUCUAUCCUUUGGCCCAGCCAAAGUCCUGAGCCGCCAAAUUUUGUGCAAGGCUGAAGCUAAUGUAUCCAGUAAUCUUCCGGAGAGCUUGCCUGCCGGAGUUAGCAAGUAUGAAAAAAAGGUCGAGCCGGAGAGCUUGCCUGCCGAAGUUAGCCAGUAUGAAAAAAUUGUGGAGCUGCUUACCACUCUUUUCCCUGUCUGGGUUAUAAUAGGUACUAUUAUUGGCAUCUACAAGCCAUCUAUGGUUACCUGGUUGGAGACCGAUCUUUUCACUGUUGGGUUAGGAUUCCUAAUGCUGUCCAUGGGAUUAACAUUGACAUUUGAAGAUUUUAAGAGAUGCUUGAGGAACCCAUGGACAGUUGGUGUUGGAUUUCUUGCACAGUAUUUGAUCAAACCUUUGCUAGGAUUAGCUAUUGCGACGACCUUGAAGUUAUCUGCUCCUCUUGCAACCGGUCUUAUUUUGGUCUCAUGUUGCCCUGGUGGACAAGCAUCAAAUGUUGCAACUUACAUAUCAAAGGGGAAUGUUGCGCUUUCAGUUCUUAUGACCACCUGUUCAACAAUUGGUGCUAUUGUAAUGACACCCCUCCUGACUAAACUCCUUGCUGGUCAACUAGUUCCUGUUGAUGCAGCAGGAUUGGCCAUCAGUACUUUCCAGGUUGUUUUAUUGCCGACUGUUCUUGGAGUGUUGGCGCAUGAAUAUUUCCCCAAGUUUACUGAGCGCAUUAUCACCGUAACGCCUCUGAUUGGUGUCCUCCUCACCACUUUGCUUUGCGCGAGCCCUAUUGGGCAAGUCGCAGAAGUGUUGAAAACUCAAGGUGCUCAGCUUAUUAUCCCUGUUGCUCUGCUACAUGUUGCUGCAUUUGGUAUUGGUUACGGGUUAUCGAGACUAUGUACCUUUGGUGAAUCAACUUCUAGGACCGUCUCAAUUGAAUGUGGCAUGCAGAGUUCUGCGCUUGGAUUUUUACUUGCCCAAAAGCACUUCACAAAUCCUCUCGUUGCUGUUCCUUCUGCUGUCAGCGUUGUGUGCAUGGCCCUUGGAGGGAGUGCUCUUGCAGUUUACUGGAGAAACAUUGGGCUUCCAGCAAAUGACAAGGACGACUUCAAGGAGUGAACAAACUUAACAAGAGAACUUGUAGUUGUUACCUGGUAUUGGUUUUUAGAAUCCGUGGUAGGGGUUUUUUUUUUGUGUUGAUUUAAGGGUUUUUUUCCCAACUGCUUUAAAAACUAUUUCUAUCCUAUUGCAGUUGAGUAUUUUGAGAUUGGACUGAAAUGCCAAACGAGCCCUAAUUAUGUUAUCCCUCUUAA
Molecule: messenger RNA, 1655 nt
Organism: Panicum hallii
Lineage: Eukaryota; Viridiplantae; Streptophyta; Magnoliopsida; Poales; Poaceae
Product: probable sodium/metabolite cotransporter BASS2, chloroplastic
Exons: 14
Coding region: 97-1461 (454 amino acids)
Cellular component (GO): membrane
Source: RefSeq, a predicted model, not a curated record